AUGUCUAACCCUACUAUCGUCUUCGCUCCUGGUGCGUGGCACACAGCUGAUUGCUACGAUGUCGUGCGGAAAGAACUCCACGCCAAGGGCUGGGAGACUGAGGCUGUUGAUUACCCCUCCGUUGGUGCUGAGCCCCCUACUAAGGGACUAAGCGAUGAUGUCGCCGCUGUGCGAGCUGUUGUUGAGAAGUUGGCUGAGGAGGGCAAGAAGGUCAUGGUUGUUGUGCACUCAUACGGUGGCCUUGUCGGUGCUGAGGCUGUUAAGGGCUUGGGCUUGAAGCAGCGCGUGCAGGAGGGCAAGACAGGCGGUGUGAUUCAGCUUGUUUAUCUGAGUGCGUUUGUCAUGCCAAAGGGAGUCAGUAUUCUUGCAGCCCUUGGAGGACAGUAUCUUCCUUGGAUGCGAGUCGAGGGAGACCAUGUCUACGCUGACACCCCCGAAAACGUCUUCUACCACGAUGUUGAUCCUGAAACGCAAACCAAGGCUAUUGCUGCGUUGAAGCAUCAGUCUCGUCGCGUGUACACCGACAAUGUGGAGUAUGAGCCGUGGCACGACGUUCCCUGCUUCUUCAUUUUCUGCGAUGAAGACCGUGCUAUUCCUUUGGCUAUUCAGGAGAAUCUGGCUUCUACGCUGGGUCCUGAUGCUGGGAGCUUUCAUAUCAAGAGCUCUCACUCGCCGUUCCUGUCGCUGCCGAAGGAGACGGUCGAGGGGUUGGAGAAAGCUGCCCAGGAUGGGUUGGCCAAGAGCUCAAGCUAG
Messenger RNA from Fusarium proliferatum ET1, 753 nucleotides. RefSeq lists its product as uncharacterized. The record is from RefSeq and is a predicted model, not a curated record. Bases 1 to 753 code for a protein of 250 amino acids. NCBI's taxonomy places the organism in Eukaryota, Fungi, Ascomycota, Sordariomycetes, Hypocreales, Nectriaceae. The transcript is spliced from 2 exons.